AUGAGCUCUCCUCUCGGAUCUCCGAGGCUCAUGUCCUCUGCCAGCCCCUUCCGCAACAAGGUGCCUACACAGAUGAGAAGGUGCCUCCCCGCCUAUCUCUUCCUCGUCUUCGCCCUUUUUGUCAUUCUCAAUUUCGACUGGGUCUUAGCGAUACCCAAUCCUGCCUCCGUCCUUCGUCGACAGCCAAAGCCGCCUCCUGUACCAGGUAGCACAUUUCCGCAAAAGAUCUGGCAGACAUGGAAAGUCGAUCCUCUCCACUUCGAGGAGCGCGAUCUGUUGACGGCGCGGACGUGGACGGAGAAAAACCCGGGCAUGCGUUACGAAGUUGUUACCGAUGCCAACGAGAUGGCAUACAUUGAGGAUCGGUAUGGUCCAGAUGGCUACGAUCGCCCAGACAUUGUGGAAUUCUACCACAUGAUCAACCUACCCAUCAUCAAAGCCGACCUUUUGCGAUAUAUGAUCAUGUAUGCUGAGGGCGGCAUUUACGCAGAUAUUGAUGUCGAGACCAUGAAGCCUUUUCAUCGGUUUAUUCCCGAGCGAUACAACGAAAAGGACAUUGACUUGAUUGUCGGCGUUGAGAUUGACCAGCCUGAUUUCAAAGACCACCCCAUCCUGGGGAAGAAGUCCAUGUCUUUCUGCCAGUGGACAUUUGCGGCGCGCCCUGAACAGCCCGUCAUGAUGCGUCUGAUUGAAAACAUCAUGAAGUGGUUCAAGGCCGUUGCUAGGGAUCAGGGUGUGCCGCUGGGUGAAGUGCAGCUCGACUUUGAUCAAGUCAUCAGCGGCACUGGACCCUCUGCUUUCACCAAAGCCAUUCUCGAGGAGAUGAACCGCAAGUCAAAAGGACCGAGGGUCACCUGGGACAAUUUCCACAACUUGGACGAAUCCAAGCUAGUGGGCGGCGUCCUCGUCCUUACUGUUGAGGCUUUCUGCGCCGGACAAGGACAUUCUGACUCUGGCAAUCACAACGCUCGAAACGCCCUUGUCAAGCAUCACUUCCACGCGUCCAACUGGCCCAGCCGCCAUCCUCGAUACAAACACCCUGCCUAUGGCCAGGUCGAAGACUGCAACUGGGAGCCCGAGUGCGUCAAGAAAUGGGACGACAAUAUUGGCAACUGGGAUAAGUACUCUGAGAAUGAGCAAAAGAAGAUCAUCCAAGACAUUGAGGAUGCCCGACUGGAACAAGAGCGGCAGCAACAGGCUUUGGCAGCGCUGCCUGCGGCUUUCCCCUAG
Trichoderma breve is the source of this 1230-nucleotide messenger RNA. RefSeq names its product glycosyltransferase sugar-binding region containing DXD motif domain-containing protein. The transcript has a single exon. Gene Ontology annotation, cellular component: mannan polymerase complex. Gene Ontology annotation, molecular function: alpha-1,6-mannosyltransferase activity. Gene Ontology annotation, biological process: protein N-linked glycosylation. NCBI's taxonomy places the organism in Eukaryota, Fungi, Ascomycota, Sordariomycetes, Hypocreales, Hypocreaceae. The coding region runs from base 1 to 1230 and encodes 409 amino acids. The record is from RefSeq and is a predicted model, not a curated record.